Pomacea canaliculata is the source of this 888-nucleotide messenger RNA. RefSeq names its product neural cell adhesion molecule 1-like. Lineage: Eukaryota; Metazoa; Mollusca; Gastropoda; Architaenioglossa; Ampullariidae. The record is from RefSeq and is a predicted model, not a curated record. Bases 268 to 888 code for a protein of 206 amino acids. The transcript has 4 exons.
UUCAUCUAAACCGAUAACGAAACCUUACUGAUUGUGUCUAGUGUCUCCCUGGUACUGCAGGUUUACUACAAGCCAGUCAUCAUAAUCAGCUCUAACGUUAACACCUGCAAUCCUCAGAGGUCGCCAUCGGGAGUGUGUGCUGUAAGUCGGGGUCACAAUAUUACAAUUGUAUGCAAGUCGCAGAGCAACCCACCCCCUGGUAAUACAACAUGGUCUGGACAAGUCCGCAGUCGUACUGAGGAGUUGCAGCUCGUAUCCGCUGAACCCAUGAUACACGAUGGUCACUACGAAUGCGCGGUGCAGACCGAAGCACUAGCUGGGGAUGACCGUCUUCCUCUGUCAUCAUCUUACCAGUUUGACAUCGUUGUCCAAGAUUUACCAACUGUCUUGAAAUUUGAACUAAAUGAUUUUAACAACGAGACCGUGACUGUCCUUGAGAACUCCAAUGUCAACGUGCUCUGUCAGGCUAGCGGAGAACCUAAGAUGGUCAUCAUCCGUGGCAAUGGCAGAAAAGAAGUAAAAAGUCAACCUGCAGGAGAUAAACAGUAUAAAGAACAACAACAGGAGUUAAGAUUCGUCAUAGCGAGAGUUCGCUGUGAUGAGUCUGGUGAAUACAUCUGUCAUGUAAACAACCUGGUAGGAAACGACAGUAAGACUGUGAGACUGCUGGUCAAGUGUGCUCCAAGAAUAGAAAGUUCGCUAAACUUUCAAUACCUCAAUAUUCGUGACAACAAGGGGCAACUCAGUAUUGAAAUGACGCAUAGCCACCCGUGUCGAAUGUUACUUACAAGUCAACCUCUAAAGACAGGGGCUGACAAUCUGAUGAUAGAUGACAAACUACACGUGGCGUGUGUAGCCAGGAAUAAUACACUGCUGUGGUACCUGUAA